UGCUGAGAGCAGCCUUCAUAUUUCUUUCACUCCUUGGGGAUGUCUCUUGGAUUUCUCUGCUCUCUUCCCACAUUUCUGUCUGCCUUUCUCAUGUGAUACAUUGGGUUUGUUUCUUUCCCUGGUGCACGAAAAGCCAUGUCAAGUGGAACAGUUAGAUCGCAUCCUGCUCUCUGGAGUCUAUAACGUACGCAAAGGAAAGACCCAGUUGCACAAGUGGGCAGAGCGCCUGGUAAUUCUCUGUGGUACGUGCCUCAUUGUGUCCUCUGUGAAAGAUAGCCACACAGGGAAGAUGCACAUCUUGCCUCUCGUUGGAGGGAAGGUGGAAGAGAUGAAACGUCGGCAGUACACACUUGCUUUCACAUCUGCUGGAGCACAAGCUCAAACAUACCAUGUUUCCUUUGAAACGCUGGCAGAGUGCCAGCGGUGGCACCGACAGGCAUCCACGGUUGUGUCUAUGCGACUUAGCAUGGUUGAUCUUUCAUGCUACAGCCUUGAGGAAGUACCUGAGCACCUCUUCUACAGUCAAGACAUCAUCUACCUCAACCUACGACACAAUUUUAUGAGAUCAAGUGGAGCAGGGAGUCUUGACUCUCUUUGCAGGUUUUCUCAGUUGAAGAGCCUGAAUCUGUCUCAUAAUAGACUCGGAGAGUUUCCUGUAUCACUGUGCGAGAUCUCUACUCUGACAGAGCUUAAUAUUUCCUGUAAUGGACUUCAUUACUUGCCAAGCCAGAUUGGCGAACUGUUGAA
Pygoscelis adeliae (Adelie penguin) is the source of this 747-nucleotide messenger RNA. RefSeq names its product PH domain leucine-rich repeat-containing protein phosphatase 2-like. NCBI's taxonomy places the organism in Eukaryota, Metazoa, Chordata, Aves, Sphenisciformes, Spheniscidae. Gene Ontology annotation, molecular function: protein binding. The record is from RefSeq and is a predicted model, not a curated record. The annotation marks the transcript as partial. The transcript is spliced from 5 exons.